CCAAGUGUGCCACUAGAUGCACAAAUCUUCGAUGAAAUUAAAAGGGUCCACUCUCAAGAGGGGUAAUUUAAUUCAUUGGAUCUUUGUUAAUUACUGGCACUAUAAAUAAGUGGCACAAGUUUAUUUGUACACUCAUUAGGUAACCAAGAACAUGACCCUUUGUCCCUAAAGAAGACAAGUUUACCACCCACUUAUCUGCCUUUUCCUAACACAACAAAAUAUCCCUCUUUAUUAUUCUACCUCUCUUGAUCACUUCUUUAAUUCCACACAAAAAUUUUAUGCCCUUUCACUUGCAUUUCUUUUGACAUUAAAAACUAGUGCUAGAUUUUGUUAAUUGAUCUCAUCACUUUCCUAUUCCUAAUGACUUUGGCAAACAGGAUCACCAUAUUUCUGCUUAGGCUUUUAGCCUUGGGGGCUAGUGUUGCAGCCAUCAUUAUCAUGGUCACUAGCCAUGACUCUGCUCAAGUCUUGGGCAUGACCUUUGAAGCCAAAUUUUCCAAUACGCCAACGUUCAAGUACUUUGUUGGAGCGAAUAUACUAGCAAGUGCCUAUUCCCUCAUAGUUCUCUUUUUCCCUACCAAGAAAUUGCUGGGACGCAUUCUGCUUAUUUCAGAUAUACUUAUGACAUUGCUUCUGGACUCAAGCAUAUCAGCAUGUUUGGCAAUAGCUCAAGUGGGGAAAAAGGGAAAUAGUCAUGCAGGUUGGCUACCAAUUUGUGGGCAAGUUCCAAAGUUCUGUGACCGUGUUUCUGGAUCUCUUAUUGCUGGAUUUGCAGCUGCUAUACUAUAUUUCCUUCUUCUUCUUUUCUCUUUUCACAGUGUUCUUAAUCUUUACACACUAAAAGCUUAGACUCCUCUAUCAUGGAGUUUUUACUUUUUGCUCCUCUUAAAAAACAUCGUUUACCCUAUUUUUGUACUAAUUUAUGUGUUUACAGAUGAAUGCUAUAUGUAGUUGAAAUAUUAUAGUAUGAAAAGAGGAUUUGAAGACA
Messenger RNA from Lycium ferocissimum, 988 nucleotides. RefSeq names its product CASP-like protein 1C2. The coding region runs from base 361 to 849 and encodes 162 amino acids. NCBI's taxonomy places the organism in Eukaryota, Viridiplantae, Streptophyta, Magnoliopsida, Solanales, Solanaceae. The transcript is spliced from 3 exons. The record is from RefSeq and is a predicted model, not a curated record.